AUGGAAUUCACCUAUGACAAGGAGCAACUUCAAACACAAACCAACAAACAACUGGAAAAUGGAAUUCAUUUUGACCGGUCUCGAUUUCCAUCGGUCUCCGACACAGACUUUGGCGACGAGGAGGAAGACGAAAACGGAUCCGUUGCGAGGAGGGGAAAGACGAAAUGCCUUUCUUCCAAGGAGGAGUAUAGGGCACAUGAUGUCGACACGUACAUGGAGUGCUACGAGGAGGCCAGCGAGACGAAGGAGGAGCUCAAGCUCGAGAUCGAGGACCUCAAGGCCAAGGUCAAUUUCCUCCGGCUACUCUCUGCUGGAUCUGGUGGAACCAUCACCAUUCUAGGUCUAAUACAUUGA
Fraxinus pennsylvanica is the source of this 354-nucleotide messenger RNA. Lineage: Eukaryota; Viridiplantae; Streptophyta; Magnoliopsida; Lamiales; Oleaceae. The record is from the annotation of a GenBank genome assembly.